CUCUAAUCUGGUAACACUCGUUUCAACGAAUUUGAUUUCUACAAUUUACUGCAAUGUGCUAGAAAAACUGAACCGAAGAAAUUGAUUAACUCUACGAGAUAAAGCUAAAGAAAACAACAAAUUGAAAACCCAUGCGUGAGCGAUUGACGACGAAGUGGAAAAGUGCAACAAAUAUAUGAAUACAAAUAUAGAUCAACGUGUGAAGCCCAAAAUCAAAUCCUUAGUCAACCAAGAUCACCAAAAUAUUUUCAUAAUUUAUAAGAAAUAUUUCAAGUGUGAUAGCAAGUUCUAAAACACCUCAAAAGAAGUCAUAUUCAAAAACGAAUCAUCAACUGCAAAACCGAAUCAAAUCGAAUUGAUUCGAUUAACAGCUGUGCUGUACACAUGCACCUGUGUGUGUGAGGGGGCGCGCGCGUGUGCGUGUACGUGAGUGUUACGUGUGUGUUUUUGUGUGUUACGGUGUGUGUGUCAGUGUUGGUGGCGAAAAUUGAAACGCCCGCUAAACAAAGUCAAGCGCUAGAUGGCGCUGUCGCUGCCGCCUUUGACCAGUGUUGUUGUUGCUGUUGACGGUGUGCCCCACGUUGUUGUUGUUGUUGUUGAUGCUCCAGCUAAUAAAACGCGGAAAGGCGAAUUAUAACCGCCCACCAACCCCACAACACAAAUACAGUCGGAUAAAUAAAUAAAUUUCAAUUUAUUAACAUAACAAAAUCAACAGUAAGUCCCAACAAAAGAAAAACAUAAAAAUAAGUAAUAAUAUCAAGAGUUUCGCAUUACCCAUCGUCGGUCGGUUCAAAUUGCGUCGCGUCGCGUCGCGAUCGUCGCUAGUCCUCGGAUCGCAUCGGAACGGAACAUUAUAGUACGGACGGUUACGGAUCAGAUCGGAUCGGAUCGGAUCAGUUGGCAGUCGGUGGCACCUGACAACGCAACGCUAACCGCUAUUAUGCAUCGGCGUCGUCGGUUGGCCAGUGCAAAAAUCGCAUUCGAAUUGGCGGGCGAGCAGCAGCUAAAACAACUGACAGAACUUAAUUAAUAAAAAAUAAAAAAACAGAGAAUUAACAACAAAAAAAUAGACAUUAAAUAACCCAUAGUUUUACUAACUAAUCAAAACCCAAGGUAUACAUACCAUAACUUUUUCCGUGGCCCCAAAUAAUCCAAGAAUCGUCUGCAAUCCUGGAUUAUUUGCUAAAGACUUUGCGCACGCUGAAAUCCAAUUCGAUUAUGGCCGAGAAUCAAAGUGCGGCCAGCGAAGAUUCCGGUCACCAACAGCAGCAACAGCAACAGCAACACCAGCAACAUCAGCAACCACUAGCCACCACAUCAGUAGUUAGCGCCGCUUCAGCCACAUCGUCUUUAGCUAACCAGUCGCCCACUAACUCGCAGGCCUCAUCCCCUGAAAAUUCCCAGGAAGCACUGCCUCUGGUGCGACGCCAGCAAUCAGCAGCAGUAGCAACAGUAGCAGCAGCAGCAGCAGCAACAGUUGCAGCAGCCACCAGUAGCAACACUUCGCAGCAGCAACGCAGCAGCAUCAGCAACAUGUUUGAUCGCACGGUUAAUGCCAAGUUCAAGCCGACGGCUUCAAAUUCUGGACCCGGAAACAAUCCUGGGCGCAGGAACUCCAUGCUCACACCAGCCAGGGGCGUCAGUGUGGGCGGGACAGGCGGCAACAUGCGAAAGCUGACCAAGGUCAACUCGCUGACCAGCAAUCAUCACUUUUCCGUGUGCUAUCCACCCAGCAACAUCUAUCAGAAUAGCAACAAUUCCGGCAGCAAUUCGCCAUUGCAGCGCACCACCAGCGAGAGUUUGCGUUUGAAUUCCUUGAGUCGCGUGGCAGCAGCGACAGCGGCAGCCACAUCGGUGUCCCGGGCCAGUAGCAACUCCAGCCUGGCCACAUCCACCUCCACAUCGCUGGCACCCAAGUCCACCAGCAGCAGCAGCAACUCAGCAACCCCCCAGCAGCAGCAGCAGUCGGUGGGCAGUAGCAACAGUAGCAACAGCGGCAGCAGCAGCAGCAACAGCAACAGCUUCACCAAGGCCAGUUCGCCCAACAACAAUGGAGCACGUUCGGUGGGCGGUGCAACGGCAACUGCAGCUGCAGCUGGCAGUCAUCACCAUCAGCCACAUCACCACCAUCAUCAUCAUCACCACCAUCAGCAUCACAGCCACCAGCAGCAGCAGCAACAGACUAGCCUUAGCCAAGGUCAUGCCUCGUUGACUGUCGCCGGUGGUUCAGCUGGUGGAGGUGGCUCCUCGGGAACUGCUGGCGGCGGUGCCACUAAUCGCAAACCAAAGACGACUUCCUCAUUCGAGAUCACCUCGGUGACGGUGGGCCAUCCCAAGCUGAAUGCUGCCGGCGAUACGGGAGACGAAUCGGCCGAUGAUCUGGACGAAUCUCACACGGAUGACAAUAGUCGGAUAACGGACCUCGAGAACGAGACGCCCUCGAUGUCGGAGGAUACGUUCUCCAAGGAGGAGGUUUACUAUGCCAACAAUGCCCUCAGCACGAAUGCGCCGGUGAUACCGACUAGCUCGCAAUACGGCCUCGUGGUGGUGGAUCCCAUCGGGCCCUCGCUCGGCCAGACGAUCCAGAAUGUCCAGGUGAACGUGUCGGAUAAUAUUAUCAAUGUGGUGAGCGGUGCCGUCACACCGGGCGGCACUAAGAAGAAGGACGACAUCAAGGAGACGCAGCAUCGCAGCGAGCGGUUCAAGGUGGUCAAAAUUGAGUCCACGGAGCCGUUUAAGCGUGGUCGCUGGAUGUGCAUGGAUUACCUGGACCACUCAAGUGUGGGCAAUGGUGGUGGUAAUAACAACGAAAAGACUGGCUCUUCUACUUCCGAUGCGCACGCAGCCACGGCGGAUGGUGCAGCAGCAGCAGCAGCAGGUGGCUCGGAGGCCCCAGUGCCCCACAAGACCACCCAGAGUAUGAUUCUACCGCCCACGCAGAAGCUGAACGAGAAUCACCUGGAGGCCAACUCGACCGAUGCCAAUUGGAACUAUGCCGAUCAGCAGCAGCAGCAGUCGCAGCAGCAACAACAGUCGCAGCAGUCCCAGCAGCAAUCCUCGCAGCAGCAGCAGCAGGCUCAGAUAAGUGCCACGCCCAGUGGGGUGAUGACAGCCCCCGCCACAGUGGUUCAUGGGAUGCAUCAGCUGCACAUGGAGGCCCAGCAGCAGCAGCAACAGCAGCAGCAGCUCUUCGACAGCGUCAAUGCCAAUGCCAGCUCACCCAAUCCACCCGGUGACCCCAACAACAUGGACUAUGCUCGAACGGCGGCCAUGCAGCUGCAGCAAACGUUGCAGCAGCUCAAGCAGCGCGAAGAUGCCAUGGACGUGCCGCCGGGGGGCUAUCCAAAUUACCAGAACGGCGGUGAUGCUGCAGGCGGGGCAGCGAUCAACAACAACAACAGCGGCGGUGGAGCGGCGGGAGAGUCGCAGCUGAGCACCAGCUAUGUGGAGCAACAGCAGCCGCUGUCGCCGACACCACUUACGCCCCAGGCCGCGCCCACAUUCGCAGCUGUUGCUGCCGGGCAGUCGCCCAACUUCCAAUUGGAGCAGCAGCAGCAACAGCAACAAGCAACAUCGCAGAUUGAUGGGAUAGUCUCACAGCCAUUUAACCCACAACAACAGCAGCAGCAGGCCCCACAGCAAUCGGCAGCCCAGCAAACAGCAGCAGCAGCAACAUCUGCAGUUGCUGCACCACCACCACAACAGACUUCAAACACUUCCAAUGCAGCGGUAACCACUGGCCAGGGUCAGACAUUACCGUUGUUAUCACACAUGACCAGCUACGAGCAGCAGCAGCAGCCUAAUCUAGGAGCAGCAGCAACAGGAGGCAACGCAGCAACAUCAGUGGCUGCACCGCCAGCAAUUCCCACGCUGCAAUUGCAGAGUGCCCCUGCAACAAUUGCCGAUCCACAGCAAUUGAUGGUGCCACAGGAGGAGCAACAUCAGCAGCAGCAGCAGCAGCUAACACAGCAGCAACAGCAACAACCGAUUCCGCCAGCAAAUAUCGCGAGUGCUAGUGCCAAUAAUAGUAAUCUAAACCUAACGAAUACCAAUGUUGUGGCCACCGCCGAGGCAACGACUAACGCGCUGACCUUGACCGAUGAACAGGCGACCGCGGCAGCAACCGCUGCAGUUGCAACCGGAGCUGCGGCAGCAACAGGAGCCACAUCGACAGCAGCAGCAACGCAGCAGCAAAUCCAACAGCUACAACAGCAACCAAAUGCAGAAUCCGAGACUGAAAGCUUUAGAACCGCUUCCUCCUCCUCGCUACCCGGCGGAAAUCGGAAACGGGCCUUUAGUAAUCCGCAUAUAGGAGGAGGGCCCACUGAUCCAACGUUUAUGCAUCGACUGAACCCGCAGCUCUAUUACUACAACAAAUCGCAGUCGGGGAGAAGUUCCUUUUGCGUGGACGAAUCGCUGUGGCCAACAACGAAUAAUCCGAAUGGCGGUGCUGCGGUCAGCGAUACGAAUCUGUAUAUGGGCUCGAGCACAGAGGAGGAUUACGAGGAGGCCAUAGAUCAGUUUUCGCCAACGCUAUACACUCGAUCGGCCAGUCGAGCGAUACCGAUACCAAGUAGUGCCGGCAAUAGUCCACAGCAUCAACCGCAGCUGCAACCGAGAAUCGGGUCCUCGAUUAAUUUGGUGGGCGGAGCAGGACCUUCGAAUAUUGGAGCCUUUAGCGCCAGUCCCUCGAUCUACGCCUAUCCACACUCGCCCUUCUAUGCCAGUUCGCCGGAAACGUCGUCGCUCUCUUCGCCAGCUCAAACGUCCGGAAUGCCAGGACAUCAUCAUCCCCAUCCGCACCACACCACCAGCGCACGCAUAUCCUUCAGCUAUGAUCCUGCCUUCCAGCGAUUGCAAGUGCCGAUCAUGUCUGGCGAUCGAAGACCACGAUCACCGCUGGAAUGCGCCACCGUUUUUGCCGCCGUCGCUGCGGCAGCCACUUGCGGUGGUGCAGUUGGUGGUGCAAAUGGUGCAGCAGGUGGUGCACCGGAUACCAUGAUCAACAGUGCAUCUGGAACAAGUGCAGUUGCGAUUGAUAACAAAAUCGAACAGGCAAUGGAUCUGGUCAAGUCGCAUCUCAUGAUAGCGGUGCGCGAGGAGGUGGAAGUGUUGAAGGAGCGCAUAUCCGAGCUGAUGGACAAGAUCAACAAGCUGGAGCUCGAGAACAACAUUCUCAAGUCGAACAUACCGCAGGAGACGCUGCAGCAGCUGCAGAUGCAGCUCCAGAUCGCCGCCCCCCCGGCCACGCCCGCCAUCCAAGCGGCGCCGGCGGUACAGAGUGCCGUUGCUCCGGCUGCCGCGGGUCAGGCAGUUCAGGGUGGCCAGCAGCAGACCGCUGGUGCGGUUGCGGUAACAGGAGUGGCCACCAGUCCAGCGUCCGCGGUGAUCCCAACGAUCAUUCCCAAUGGCAGCGCCGAGAACGGCGGAAGUGCAGUCGAGUCAGCGGCGGUAUCGGUGGAGCAGCAGCAGCAGGUGACGUCAGCAGCGGCAACAGCGGUAACCACGACCAACGGUCCCAUGUCCUAAGCUGUGCUGUGGCCCAAAAACACAGUGUUUGUUUUUUAAGCGCCCACGCUCUAGAAUGUGGGGGAAAAUGAACGUUUUUUAAGAAUGUAAACUCAGCCUGGUCUCUUUCUUAGCCGGAGGAGACGGGGCCGAGGAGAGCAGCGAAAGUAUUAGGUCACUAACAACAACAACAACAGCAACAGCGGGGGCAGACUCACCACCGACAUGUUAAGUUCAUGUUAGUGGUAGGUUAACCUGCGGUUAAGGACUGUUAUGUUGUUGCUGGCUGUUAAGAAGCUGCUGCAGCCGCCGUUUUGUUAAUUUCUCGAUUGUGAUAUUUGUUUAACACACACAUACAGACCACACACACACAUGUACACACACACAUCCAUAUAAAACACACACACACUCACACACAGAUAGACUGCACGCUAACAGCGACUGCGGCUGGCGCUGUUAACGUCCGCUGUUAACAAGAAAUGAGUGUAGAAGUUCUUUUUAACAUCGCGCUGCUGCGCCUCCACUUUUUGUUUAAUAAUUUUUAUUUUUGUUUACCCGUUUGUUUUCCACGUUGUUAACGCUACGAAUAAAAAAAAUUGAAAAUCAUAAACAAACACACCCAGAAGAACACAAACCACUCACUAAACUGGCUGCAAAAUAAUACUUGAGGAAAGUAGAAUUUUUGGCCAACGGAGAAAGAACAACAGAAUAAAUACAAAU
Messenger RNA from Drosophila takahashii, 6228 nucleotides. It is a transcript of the gene bun, whose product is annotated as TSC22 domain family member bunched. Lineage: Eukaryota; Metazoa; Arthropoda; Insecta; Diptera; Drosophilidae. Gene Ontology annotation, cellular component: cytosol; nucleus. Gene Ontology annotation, biological process: negative regulation of apoptotic process; regulation of transcription by RNA polymerase II; positive regulation of cell population proliferation. The record is from RefSeq and is a predicted model, not a curated record.